AUCGGUGAUUAAUCGAUUAUAAAAAUAACCGUUUGUGGCAGCCCUACUAACAAAUUAAAAAAUUACUGCUCACUGAAUAAAUUAUGUCUCUGCUUUGGUUUUGGGAGUCUUUAUGCGUUUUUAACAGUAUAUUCCUGUAGUUGUCUGCAUCCUGCUCUCUGAAAACAUCAUUUAACCCAGUUUAACUUGUGAGGAAAGUCAAAGAUAAAAACAUAGGAGAGAAAGUUGGAAGAUUUAUUCUCCUUGUGUUUGGAUACGUUAGGAGCAUCGACGCUCGCUGGUUUUUAGUGUGAAGGACAGUUCUCAUCACUUCCACUGCUCAGCUGGCCUUUCGUGCCGUGUUUAUUUGCACCGUCGCCCCUGCGGCCACGUUUUCCACGUCGCCGAUCUUCUAGCUGGCUAAUCAGAUGAGUUGGCAGCAGGGGUCAGCGGUGCACAUGUCUGGUCAGCGAGAGCGAAACUCCAUCUGGGGAGAUCAGAGGUGAGACCUCUGUGGCCUUAAAGUGUGCUGGCUGUAAAUAGCUCCCGAAGCGCCGAGCCAAGGGAUCAAUGGGGUGUAAAUGGAAGCGGUGGGUGUGUUAUUAUUAGAGACUGAGGGGAACUUUGGAUGUUCUGUUCGUUUGCUCGACCCUGUUUGUUUCUUUUGAUUGAAGUUGGGAGGUUUUCAUGGAGAUCAUCAAAAAGGACGACGAUGGAGAAGAAUACACUUCAGGCCCCGAGGGGGAGAUGACGAAGGAGGACGUUUCAGAGCCGGUUGAAGGGGAUGCCGUCCUGGGCUGCCUCUCAAGACUCCCACCCCACCAGAGGGUGGUCAUCCACCAGGUGGCCUCUGCACCGAUGCCAAAUGACUGUGAGUUCUCCUUCUUUGACCCCAGUGAGCUGCAGUGCAAGGGGAUUCUUCAGGAUCCCAACACCACCAUCCCUGAGCUGUUUGCGGUCCUCAGGCAGUGGGUGCCUCAGGUCCAGAAGAAUAUAGACAUCAUCGGCAUUGAGAUCCUGAAGAGAGGCUGCGGCGUGAAUGACCGAGACGGUCUGACUGAUAUGACCCUACUGCACUACUGCUGCAAGGCCGGGGCCCCAGGYAUCGGUGAUGCGGAGACGGCAGCUAGCUUCGCCCGGCAGCUCCUCGCCCUGGGUGCCGAUCCCAGCCUUUGCUCGCGCUGGACCAACAUGCGGGCCCUGCAUUACGCCGCCUACUUUGAUGUGCCCCAGCUGAUCCGGGUGGUCCUGCAGGCCUCCCAGGGUGGAGAGGUCGAUGCCACCUGCAGUGACUUUGACUUCGGCACAUCUCUGCACAUCGCUGCUUCUAACCUGUGCACCUCAGCCGUCAAGUGUCUCCUGGAGCUGGGAGCAAAUCCAGCGUUCAGAAACGACAAAGGGCAGAGUCCAGCUGACGUCGUCCCCGACCCCCUCGAUAUGCCUUUGGAGAUGGCGGACGCAGCCGCCGUGGCCAAAGAGCUGCGGAGCUUACUGAGGCGGGCUUUACCCAGGCCCAGCUCGCCGCUGCCCCUCACGCUGCAAGGCCAGUGCAUCCCCGCGCUCUCUGACAGGGCGAGGAUCCAGCUCGCCUCCAUGGGGAUUCGACUGGGCGAUCGAGUGGUUAUUGCCAGACAGAAGGUUGGAACGCUGCGAUUCUGCGGCAGCACCGAGUUCUCCGGAGGCCUCUGGGCCGGAGUGGAACUGGACAAACCAGAGGGCAAGAACGACGGUUCUGUAGCAGGGGUUCAAUAUUUCGUCUGUCGGGUCAAACACGGAAUUUUUGCUCCUUUGUCCAAAAUAAGUAAGCCUUUAGAAAAACACAAAUCAAGCACCCCAAGAACAUCUACACCUCUGCGCCCCCCUCGUCGUGUUGAUCUCACCAGAGUUACCUCAAAGAUUAACACAGGUUUAUCUGUCAUUAAAAAAGUACCUGAURGUCAUGAAAGUCCACCUGGUCGCAGUACAUGUGCAGAGGGAGACGCCUCAGACAGUAAGACAGGUAACCUCUCCCACUCCCUUUCUUCUUCAUCGUCUUCGCUGGACUCUCGGCACAGACCGAGCCCUCGACCUCGUCCCCUGCCGAGGCAGCGUCCUCCUGCCAGGCAUCAAAGGGAGAACAUUUCCCCCAAUCCCAGGACGGCACCCUCGCCCGCACGCCGUUCUUCGUCUCGGAGCUCGGUUCCUCCAGCUGCAGGUUUUAGGAGUCGAACCCCGUCAGGCAGCAGCCCGUUGUGUGAUGGCGUCGAAGUCCGACUGGGGGAGAGGGUUCUGGUGGCGGGCCAGAGAACCGGAGUCGUUCAGUUCUGCGGAAAAACCAGCUUUGCUCCCGGGGUCUGGUUGGGCAUUGAACUGGACAAACCCAGUGGUAAGAACGACGGCUCGGUGGGAGGAGUGCGGUACUUCAGCUGCCCUCCAAAACACGGGGUCUUCGCUCCACCGUCUCGGGUACAAAGGAUCCAUGGUUCAGUUGAUUGCCUCUCAGAGCUCACCAGCUCCCGCUUCAGUCAUCAGUUCAGUGGAACGAUCCGUCGCAGCUUCAGCACCACGUCGGCCAUCGCCGCUCCGAAGGAGGCGAGCAGGAGGAGCUCGGUUUCCAGGAGCCGCUCUCAUCCUCACCGCCGCCGCCGGAGCACCCUGAGCGGCAGCAGYGGCGGUUUGUCCGGCCCCGCCGCGGGCUCCGGCCCCUCCCCCGGUUCUGACGGGCAGGUGCGCCUCCGCCCCGGCAUGCAGGUGUUCCUGAGCAGCGCCAACGAGAUGGCGUUCAUCCGGUACCUGGGCGCGGCGGACUUCGCCCCAGGUGUCUGGCUCGGUUUGGAGCUGCGGACACCGAARGGCAAGAACGACGGCUCGGUCGGGGACCGCCGCUACUUCUCCUGCCGGCCCGGGUACGGCGUGCUGGUCCGACCCAGCCGCGUCACCUACUGCGGCAUCAACGGCUCCCGUCUGCUGAACGAGAAGAGCUGAAAGGGUUAAACUUAUUACUCCUGACUGAAACUCAGAGGCAAAACGCACUUUAGAAAGUUAACUUUAACUUGUGAUCAUGAUCGGUUUGGGCAGGAUUUAAAGUCUGUAGGAAGGGGUGUUUUAAUAACUGCACUAUUUUUAAUCUGAUUGCACUGACAAACAUCAGUAUGAUAGAAGAUAAAAGAAUGGACGCGCAAAAACAGCUUCUUUUGCGCAAAACUAAUUUUGAUGUCAUCGGUUGUGAUUUUUAUCAGAUAAUUACGUAGUUAUCUGUCGAACUAAGUGUAUGCGUGUGUUUGGGGGUGUGUGUUCUCAUUAAGAACGCUGAAACAGGAAAAUUAAUUUACGUUUAAUAGAUAGAUGGAUACCAGAUCAAUCUAUAUUUAAAAAAAAAGAAGUUAAUUAUCAGGAUGCAACUAUUGUAUCCUCCUUAGUGAUUUAUCAGAUAAAUACAGGGUUUAGUGUGUUCUUAUAGAUCUCAGCACAGAUUUAAAACAAAAAGCAAAAACCUUCAUCACUUGUGUUUUUAAAUCAGAUUUGUCCAGAAAAUAGUUUUUCUUUUACUGCUUCAGCGUAAAAUUUAAGCUGUUUUGCAUUUUGCAUUGGAGCCUGAAAUUCUGCUAUAUUAUAUAACUUUAAGCCGCGCGUUUAAAUAAUAGAUCUAACAGAUUUUGAGUAAAGCUUUCACUUGUUAAAUGGCUUCUAACAGGCAGGACGUUCAUACCCGCCCAGAUGUUUUCGGUCCGAUGGGAGAAGGAGCCCUGCGGAUUGAUUGUGCGUGUGGGAAGCAGGGCCGCUGUUUAGUAAAGCACUCAUGUUCCGUCCAAUUAGAGCGUGCAGGUCGCAGCAGAAUCUCCAGUGGCCCUCUGCCAUUGAUCUGUUGUGGUCAGGCCCCCUGUGAUUGAAAAGCAGAGCCCAAGGUUGUCUGAAAUGUCUGCAACAGAUGAUAUGAGUAGGUGGGGAAGUAACAAAAAUAAAAAGAAAGAAAAGAUCUUCCGAAGUUAGUAUUUUCACUUUCUUUUUCUUGAAAAUAAGGCUUGUCUUUAUGUUAAAGCCAUUUUUGUAACAGUUCAGAGUUUUUCCACGUUCUUGUGUAAUUUGAUGAAUCUGCUGUCUUUUGUUCAUCUUUAACUCAUUCAUGGUUCUGAUUUAAACAAAAGAAAUGUAACAGAAGAACCACUCUAAUAUAUUUAAGAUUUUAUAUCAAAAAUAAACAAUCUGCUCUACUUUAA
Molecule: messenger RNA, 4175 nt
Organism: Austrofundulus limnaeus
Lineage: Eukaryota; Metazoa; Chordata; Actinopteri; Cyprinodontiformes; Rivulidae
Product: CAP-Gly domain-containing linker protein 4
Exons: 16
Coding region: 667-2943 (758 amino acids)
Molecular function (GO): protein binding
Source: RefSeq, a predicted model, not a curated record